GCUGCCUGCACUUAGGACCUGGAGGAAGCGCCCGGCGCUGGCGGAGAAAGAUCAUGUGAUGGUGGUGUCCACGUCCCGCUUCGUCCCCCAUCCCGGGCCCGUGGAGCGCCCAGCGAGGAUGGGCCUGCCAGCUCUCGCCCUGCUGCUGGUGGUGGGGCUCCUGCACACGCAGGCCUCCCCCCCAGCGCGCUCCUUCCAGCUGGAUUACGAGGAGGACUGCUUCCGCAAGGAUGGUGCCCCUUUCCGCUACAUCUCGGGCAGCAUCCACUACGCCCGCGUCCCGCGCCCCGCCUGGAGGGACCGGCUCCUCAAGAUGUACAUGAGCGGGCUCAGCGCCGUGCAGGUCUAUGUCCCCUGGAACUACCAUGAGCCGCUGCCGGGGGUUUAUGACUUUGCUGGGGACCGGGACGUGGAAGCCUUCCUGGACCUGACAGCUGAGCUGGGGCUUCUGGUGAUCCUGCGGCCGGGGCCCUACAUCUGUGCGGAGUGGGAGAUGGGUGGCCUGCCUGCCUGGCUGCUGUGGAAACCAGACAUCGUCCUGCGCUCCUCCGACCCCGCCUACCUGGCAGCCGUGGACUCCUGGCUCCAUGUCCUGCUACCCAAGAUCAAGCCACGGCUGUACCAGCAUGGGGGGAACAUCAUCAGCGUGCAGGUGGAGAACGAAUACGGCAGCUACUACGCCUGCGACUAUGGAUACCUGCAGCACCUGCUGGGCUCCUUUCGGGCGCUGCUGGGGAGUGAGGUGCUGCUCUUCACCACUGAUGGCACACAGGUAGAGGAGCUGCGCUGCGGCACACUGCAGGGGCUCUACGCCACCAUCGACUUUGGGCCAGGCUCCAAUGUGACAGAGGCAUUUGGUGCCCAGCGCUGGGUUGAGCCGAAGGGUCCCCUGGUGAACUCCGAAUACUACACGGGCUGGCUGGACUACUGGGGGGAGGCGCACGCCAGCACCAGCUCGGCACUGGUAGCCCAGGGGCUGAAGGACAUGCUGCAGCUGGGAGCCAGCGUCAACAUGUACAUGUUCCAUGGGGGGACCAAUUUCGCCUACUGGAGCGGUGCUGACUUCAAGGACCAGUACAAACCAGUGACCACCAGCUACGACUAUGAUGCCCCCCUCUCAGAGGCAGGAGACCCCACUGAGAAGCUGUUUGCCAUCCGCACGGUCAUCAGCAAGUUCCAGCCCCUGCCAGUUGGUCCAAUGCCACCUGCCAGCCCCAAGUACGCCUAUGGCCGGGUGGCCCUGCGGAAGUAUGCCGACCUUGUGGACAUCUUGGAUGUGCUGUGCCCUGCUGGGCCCAUCCAGAGCCAGUUCCCCCUCACCUUUGAGGCCAUAAAGCAGGCCCAUGGCUUCGUGGUGUACCGCACACAGCUGCCCCGGGAUGUCCUGGACCCAGCCACGCUGAGUGCUCCUCCCCACAGCGUCUGCGACCGUGGCUACGUGAUGCUGCAGAAGGAGUACCAGGGGACGCUGGAGCGGGACAGGCAGACAGCGCUGCAUGUGACAGGCAGUGCAGGGGACACCCUGGACGUGCUCCUGGAGAACAUGGGCAGGAUCAGCUUCGGGGCCAACAUCAGUGACUUCAAGGGCUUGCUGGGGAACCUCUCCUUGGACUCCAGCCCUCUCAGGAACUGGCUGAUCUAUCCCCUGGCCAUAGACACUGCCAUCCAGCAGGGCUGGCCCCACACUGCCCAGCCGAAAUCAAGCAGCGGGGGCAGAGCGGGGCCAGCCUUCUACACUGGGACCUUUGAGACCCCCGGCAUCGCCUGGGACACCUUCGUGAAGUUCCCAGGUUGGAGCAAGGGCCAGCUGUGGAUAAAUGGCUUCAACCUGGGCCGGUACUGGCCCCGCCGUGGGCCCCAGCAGACCCUCUUCGUGCCCGGCUCGGUGCUGCAUGUUGGCCACCCCAACAACAUCACAGUGCUGGAGCUGGAGGGGGCACCCUCCACCCCCCUCUUGCUCUUCCUCGACCGACCUCUUUUCAACAGGACCCUCAGCCGCAGCACCGCAGCCACAGAAUAAACAGAGGGGUG
This is a messenger RNA of Gymnogyps californianus (California condor), 2031 nucleotides long. RefSeq names its product galactosidase beta 1 like (gene GLB1L). NCBI's taxonomy places the organism in Eukaryota, Metazoa, Chordata, Aves, Accipitriformes, Cathartidae. Gene Ontology annotation, molecular function: beta-galactosidase activity. The coding region runs from base 59 to 2020 and encodes 653 amino acids. Gene Ontology annotation, biological process: carbohydrate metabolic process. The transcript has 16 exons. The record is from RefSeq and is a predicted model, not a curated record. Gene Ontology annotation, cellular component: vacuole.